Oryza sativa Japonica Group (Japanese rice) is the source of this 1225-nucleotide messenger RNA. Its product is annotated as blue copper protein. Gene Ontology annotation, cellular component: plasma membrane. Lineage: Eukaryota; Viridiplantae; Streptophyta; Magnoliopsida; Poales; Poaceae. The record is from RefSeq and is a predicted model, not a curated record. Gene Ontology annotation, molecular function: electron transfer activity.
CAGAGCUUUGGCUCUGUUCAUCCAAAGGCGUUCCAUUUCCUCAUCGGUAAAGCGAGCUCGAUAUAUUCUUUCCCACACGUUCGGUGACAACCACUCGGCCACCAAACCUCCCCGUUGUUGCAAUCGAUCAAUGCUGCUAUAUAUAAGGGACAUGCUUUCCGUCGCGUCUCGUCUUCUCAUGGUUGCAACUCUCCAAGAAUCAUCUCAAGUGUAAACACGUACGCGCUGCCAACCUUAUUUCCCAGAUUAUCUGAUCAGUGACUCCAUCGCAAUGGCUUCUUGCGGCGCUUCCUGCCUGACAAUUGCGGCGCUGCUGCUAGCGGCGUGCGCCUCCUCCGCCGCCGCCACCAGCUACACCGUCGGCGACGCGUCCGGGUGGACGAUCGGCGUUGAUUACACCAGCUGGGCCGGCUCCAAGUCGUUCAAAGUCGGAGACAGCCUCGUGUUCAAGUACGCGAGCGGAGCGCACACGGUGGUGGAGGUGAGCGCGGCGGGGUACCUGGCGUGCGCGGCGGCCAACGCGCUCGGCUCCGACAGCAGCGGCUCGACCACCGUCGCCCUCAAGACGCCCGGCAAGCACUACUUCAUCUGCACCAUCGCCGGCCACUGCGCCGGCGGCAUGAAGAUGGAGGUGGACGUCUCCGGCUCCUCCUCCUCCUCCAGCGGCGGCGGCGGAGGUGGAGGUGGCGGUGGCUCCACCCCCUCCUCGCCAUCGUCGCCAACACCGACCACGCCGAAUCCGUCGACCCCGACGCCGACCACGCCGUAUCCGUCAACCCCGAUGCCAACCACGCCGUAUCCUUCGACCCCAAUGACGACGCCCACCACGCCGUACACGACUCCGACGUCUCCGGCGUGCUCUGGCGGCGCCGGCGCCACGCCGGUAACCCCGGUGACGCCGGGCACCGUCCCGUUCAUGUCAUACAAUGGCGCCGGCGGGCUCGGACCGGUGGCGCUGGCUACCAUCGGAAUGGUUUGCUUCGUCGUAUUCGUGCAGCUUGGACUGUUGUAGAGUAGUAGCCAGGAUGGAGGCAGUGCAAAGUGAUCGUAUAUGUAGUAUUUAGAUGUACGUACAAAGGUCGCGUCGUGUACUGCAAUGCUAAAUGUAAUGUGUUCAUUGUAUUCAUUGUUGUAGCUGUGGAGCUGAAUUGCUACAUCUCAAGUUACCCUAUUUUUCAGCCCCAUCGUGUGGCUUAUAAAAUUUUUAUAAGCGUGUUCUCAAUUA